AUGAUCUCUACAGCCCCAUUUGUUUCGUUGCUUCUCUUCUUGCUCAACGCGGAGGCCGGUGUAUUGAACGCACAGUAUCCGAAAUUAUUGGUUGUCUCCUACGAUGCGUUCAGAUUCGACUACUUCAAGAGAAACAUGACACCAUUCAUGAGCCAAUUGAAAGCGCAGGGCACUCACGCGGACUACAUGAUGAACAUCUUUGUUACCAAGACAUUUCCCAAUCAUCAUACGAUGGCGACAGGCUUUUACGCGGAAACACAUGGGGUUGUAGACAACGAGUUUUACAACAAUCUCACGCACGAUGUCACAAAAUAUUCAUACAAGUUAUUUCACUACAACAAUGAUAUCCUUCCUAUCUGGACCGUCAAUGAGAAAAGUGGCGAGGGUAGACGCAGCGGUACGAUGAUGUGGCCAGGUUCAGUGUAUGAGUAUCAAGGUACAAAGCCCAGCUUUGCACUGCAAUUCAACGACACGAUUUCGUUUGAGGAUAGAAUUGAUACAUUAAUGUCAUGGUUUGUGCACCCCACAAACCCGAUAAACUUCGGAAUACUGUACAUCGAAGAGCCAGACUACCAUGGCCACGCCGUAGGAAUUAAUAGCGUAGAAUUUAAUGAAAUUCUGCAAAGAUUAGACAAUAUCACGAGAUAUCUGCAUGAUAAAGUAGAUCAUUACGGCUUGACAGACCUUAAUAUAAUUCACCUGAGCGAUCAUGGCAUGGCGUCCGUUACGAUAGAAAGAAUAAUAAAUUUAACGAAUUACAUCAAUGCCAGCGAUUAUACUUUUGUGGGAACAUCACCAGGGCUGCAUAUUUUCCCACAUCCUGGUAAGGAAGAGCAGAUAUAUCAAAAAUUAAAAUCUGCCGCGGAACAAACGAGAACAUUUAAAGUAUACAAAAGAGAAGACAUCCCGAAGAAGUAUCAUUACGGUGACAAUUCUCGUGUAGGACCGAUCUUUGUCAUAGCUGAAGUGGGAUACGCUUUUCAGAAUCUCUACGAUGCCAUAGAAUAUUAUAAGAAGAAGUUUAACGUUACAAUUAACAAUCAAACAGAAUUUGGACUGCACGGCUACAACAACGAAGACGAACAAAUGCACCCAUUCUUUUUCGCGAGUGGACCGGCUUUUAUACCGGGAUGUAAAUUGGAUCCUUUCAACAACACAGAUCUGUUCCCUUUAUUUUGUAAGAUCCUCGACUUGAAGUGUCCCGUAGUUAACGGUACUUUAUCGCAUGUAACAAAGUGCCUUAGGACACAAUCAACGUAUACUGUAUCAUCAUUUCUGUCUGGCACAAUUAUAACUGCCUCGAUUCUUUGUGUAUUAACGGUAUUAGCGUUGCUUACAUGGAAUGUAAGAUAUUGGAGAAAACGAAGAUUAGGUUUCACCAAUAUGGAUGAAAAUCAAUACAGAUUAUAGGUAAAUAAAUACAUAGGGCGAAUAUAUUGAAAAAAAUGGUUACGUGUACCCUUACAGUACAGGGUCUCUCGAAAUUCUUUGUAUUUCUUCAUAAUUCGUUUAAAUUGGCGGAACAAAACAAAAAACCAGUAAAAUUUAGUAACGAAAUCAUCUUAAAUUUCCAAGAAUUAAAUACCUCUUUCAUAAUCGAGCAAUGAUAUUACAGAGUUACUAAUAGAUCUGACACGGUUUAUUCUUUUAAUCAGUUUUUAUGUUUUACUUGCGACAAUUUUUAAUAUAAAAUAGGAAUAUUAUGUGAUACAUAUCAUUAUUUCUUAUUACCCAAACGAUGUAAGCAAAUUUGCUCUUUUGGUGCUCCCAGAUAUCAUAUCGGAAACCCAGUUAUCAAUUCUUAUUUAUAUAAUUAUGUAUAUUUAACGACAUAUAUAUACGUAUUAUCUAGAUUUUUAGGGGAGAUAGCAUUGGUAUACAGACUUAGGCCUUUUUCCGAAUAUGUAAAAAAAUUUUUAACGCGUAAAGUAAGAAGAUACAUACACAUACGUACAGACAGACAUAACGAAUUUAUUAAGUUACUUUAAGUUACUUUUCAUUAAUAUUUAUAAGGCAACAUAUGACGUAAUGUAUAAUGCUCUUUGUAUGUGUGAAAUUUCCGUCUAUGUAUGUAUCAUUAAGUGAACAAUAUAUGUUAACAUUUAAUUCUC
This is a messenger RNA of Dinoponera quadriceps, 2111 nucleotides long. Its product is annotated as bis(5'-adenosyl)-triphosphatase enpp4-like. The transcript has 7 exons. The record is from RefSeq and is a predicted model, not a curated record. Lineage: Eukaryota; Metazoa; Arthropoda; Insecta; Hymenoptera; Formicidae. The coding region runs from base 1 to 1410 and encodes 469 amino acids.